Molecule: messenger RNA, 3487 nt
Organism: Indicator indicator
Lineage: Eukaryota; Metazoa; Chordata; Aves; Piciformes; Indicatoridae
Gene: TDRD7
Product: tudor domain containing 7
Exons: 17
Coding region: 29-3334 (1101 amino acids)
Biological process (GO): spermatogenesis; lens fiber cell differentiation; lens morphogenesis in camera-type eye
Source: RefSeq, a predicted model, not a curated record
GACCGUGUCCCGGCUUCAGCGGGUGAAGAUGCAGGACCCUGAACUUAUUGCAAAAACACUGCGAGCUGUUCUCCAUCCCUUCAAAAAUGGAGUACCUUUGUCAGAGCUUCAGGGUGAAUACAAAUCCUUGACCGGUGAGUGGAUUCCCUUUAGGCACCUAGGAUAUGGCACGCUGGAAGCCUACUUGGCAAGCAUCCCAGGAGUGGUCAGAAUGGAAGGGAACAAAAUGGGAGAGGUCAUCUGCCAUGCUGUUGCUUGCAGUGAGACUAUGCAAAUUGCCCAGCUGGUGGCCAGGCAGAGGAGCUCCAAGAGGAAAAUGGGACGGCAGGUGAACUGCCAGAUGAGGCUGAAGAACACAUCUCCAGUUGCAUUAGCAGGAAAGCCCAAAGGAACGUUGCGCCAGCCCAGGCCUUUGGGCAUGUCAGAAGAAGGCAGCAGGAGGCCUGUCCCUCGCCAGUCACGAGGCAGAGGACUGCCCUAUGGAGUGGUGAAACCCAGUGUGGAAAGUGCACGGUCUGCCUUGCCCCCAGCUGCUGAGAGUGCACCACCUAAAGAAAUCCCCAUGCAGAGGCAUGUCACUGUGGUGAACAGGUCUGAGAAGAAACUAACUGUCCCGUCACGAUUUCAAAAGGAGUUGCAAGUCCAUCUCUCCAGAAGCUCUUCCUUAGGUUCAAAUGAAAACUUGAAUGCCUCCCCUGGGAAGACACACACCACUGCCUCGGGCCCUUCUGCUGCCCGUGUUGAUGAGGUUCAAAGUCGCAUCGCGGAGAUUCUGAGCAAGUGCAGCAGUGGUGUCUGGAUGUCAAAGAUUCCACAGAUAUACCGGGAAAUGUACUGGGAGGAGCUCAGCACAGCAGUGCUCCAUCAGCUUGAGAACUGGCCUCAUGUCUGCACAGUGGAGAAAGUACAUCGGGGUGAUCAGAUGGACGGGCUUCUUUACCCUCCUAAGAAAGGAGUAUCAAAAAGUGAUACACCAGUAUCAAAAAGUGAUACACCAGAGCCAGAAAAGGCAUCUCAGAAUGUUACUUCUUCAAAAGCAGACCCUUUGUUAAAACCAAAUGUGGAGACCACACCUGCAUCACUUAGUAGUGACUUCAAGCAGAAAGUUGUUAACAUCUUGCUGAAGUAUUCCAAUGGUCUUUGGGCUAAUGCCCUUCCCAAGCUGUACCAAGAUACUUACCAAGCAAAAUUUCCAGAAGACAUUCUAAAUAACCUUGACCUGCUCUCAGAUGUCUGUGUAGUGGACUAUGUCUCUGAAGUCCCCAGGAAGGCCAUCCUGUAUGCCAAACCCCCAAGACACACUGCUGAAAACCAGAAUGCCACUGAAAAAGUCCAGAGGCAUGGCAGUGUGAAGGCCACAGCUGAGCAGCAGCAUGAAGAAGCCAAGGACCAGUAUCCAGAGAAUGUAACUGUUCCUCCUCUAAUCAUUCCAUCAGAAGGAUCUGUGUCUGUCAUAGUGUUAGAACUGAAGAACACUAACGAGGUCCUCAUUAGGUAUGUGGGCAAAGAUUAUUCUUCAGCCCAGGAACAAAUGGAAGAUGACAUGAAAGCUUACUAUAGUCAGAAUAGCACAGUGUCAGUAGCUCAUUCCCUGAGUGUUGGGCAACUGGUUGCAGUACACGCUGAAGAAGACGCUUGGUUGCGUGCUCGGAUAAUAUCUCUAGAAGACAACAAAAUAAAGGUGUGCUAUGUUGAUCAUGGCUUCAGUGAGCUUGUUGAAAGCAACAGUGUGUACAAACUACAGAAACAGUUCACUACUCUUCCAUUUCAAGCUGCAAAAUGUAAACUGGCAGGACUGGAAGUUUUCUGUGAUGAUCCUGUCCUGGUAAAGGCUGUGGAAUCACAGACAUGCUCCAAUAUAUUUGCUGUGGAAAUACUGGAGAGGGGUGAUAUUCCUCUUCUUGUGCUCUAUGACACGUCAGGAGAAGAUGAUAUCAACAUCAACGCUACUUGUCUGAAGGCAUUGUAUGACAAGUCCCUUGAACUGCACUUAAAGGUAGACACACUCUACACAAACGUCAGAGUCACCAGUGUUUUCUCUGAUGGAAGCCUGUAUUGCCAAGUUCCCUCUAAAGGCUUGUCCAGACUCUCUGAAGUCUUGCAGAAACUAGAAGACUUCUUCCAUUACAAGCAGACAUCUGAAUUUAAUGUAUCACUGCCUUUCUGUGGCAAAAUCUGCUUGUUUUCUUCCAAAGGGAAGUUGGCACGUGUGGAGAUAAGAAUAAUACACACUAGACGAGCACUUGAUGUGCAGUUCAUGGAUACUGGAACAGUUGCAACUGUAAAAGUGUCAGAACUUAGAGAAAUCCCACCACAGUUCCUCAGAGAAGUAAUUGCAAUACCUCCUCAGGCUGUAAAAUGCUGCCUAGCAGAUUUACCACCUAACACUGGCAUGUGGACUCCAGAUGCUGUGCUGUGCCUGAGAGACACUGUAAUGAAUUGUCCUGAGUUUAGCAUGAAGCUGGUCAAACAGGACGGGUCGAAGGGGAUCGCUCACAUCUACCUGUUCCCUCCGGGGAAUUUCUCAGACGCGGAUCACAGCAUCAACCAACAGAUCAAAAAUGCAGACUUGUGGAAGCACCAGAAGGAUGUUUUCUUGAGUGUUACCCCCAGUGGGACUAGCUCCACAAAAGUGACGAGUGACACUGUCUCAGCUCUGCAGUUUGCCAGUGGAAAAUCAGAAAAGAGCCUCUCUGAUUCAGUUAGAGAACCCAGCAGUGUGGCAGCUACCCUUGAUAUGCCUCCACCUCUGCCCUUGUCAAAGACUGGUGAGCUCAUGGAUGUCUAUGUCUCAGUAGCCUGCCAUCCAGGUCACUUCAUUGUCCAGCCUUGGAAAGAGCUACAUAAUCUGGAAGCCCUAAUGGAAGAAAUGAUCUUGUACUACAGCAGGGCAGAAGAGAAACCUGUGAACAUUGAAAAAAACAAGCUGUACGCAGCUAAAAUUGGAAGUCAGUGGUACAGGGUCAUAAUAAAAGGAAUUCUUAGAAAUGGGUUUUUGUCAGUGUAUGAGGUGGACUAUGGCAAACAUGAGUUUAUCAGCGUGGAGAAAGUCCAGCCACUUAUGGACACAUUCAGAAAACUUCCUUUCCAAGCUAUAACAGCUCAGCUUGCAGGAGUGAAAAGCCAGCAGUGGUCAGAAGAGGCAUCCAUAGUGUUUCGGAAUCUUGUAGAGAAGAAGCCCUUGGUGGCACAGAUAGAGGCAGUUAAUGAGAGCACUAACUCCUGGGAUCGAAAAAUAGUCACUUUCCUUGUGGACACCUCUCUGCCAGAAACAGAUAUCUGGAUUCAUGAUUUUGUGUCUCAGAGUCUGGUGGAGUUUUCAAAGGAUGAUUAAUCUCCCGCUUCUGAAACGUAGCAGCUCAGAUCCCUUAGCAAUAUAAAACGAGUCACGAGCUUUGGAGAUAAAUAUAACCACUACUACAUGGCCUUGGAGACAAAUGGUGAUAUUAUAUAGAGGAGAAAAAAAAUCCUCUAUUCUGUGAAAAAG